This is a messenger RNA of Didymella exigua CBS 183.55, 1347 nucleotides long. RefSeq lists its product as uncharacterized. The transcript has a single exon. The record is from RefSeq and is a predicted model, not a curated record. Bases 1 to 1347 code for a protein of 448 amino acids. Lineage: Eukaryota; Fungi; Ascomycota; Dothideomycetes; Pleosporales; Didymellaceae. Gene Ontology annotation, cellular component: fungal-type vacuole; cell periphery. Gene Ontology annotation, biological process: positive regulation of catalytic activity.
AUGGCCGAGCGCAGGAAGAGCGAUCACGGCUCCAAUGGCUCCAGCGGCUCCAAUGGCUCCAGCGGCUCCAAUGGCUUCAACAGCCCCAGCAGCGGGCGCCGGGAGUCGCUGUCAUUCCUCAGCCCUAACGACGCCCUCACCACCACCGCCUCGCACCAGAGCAGCAGCUCCACCACGCCCUCGCCCGGCCGCCCCGGACCCCCCAUUCGCACUUCGCUGCUGCCCUCGCCCAUCCCGCCGCCAACCGCCUCGUCGCAGUCCUCGCACCACCGCCCCCGUUCUCGAAUCAGCGUUGUCUCGGCGAUAUCGCGCGACGACCAGAGCGAGAGCGCCGCCCCACGCAAGAGCCACAGCCAGAGCAUCUCGAGCACGCCGCGCACACUGGCGUCCUCCAAGUGCACCAGCUCGACUGCCGCGGACAACCGUGAACGCCAGCGUGCUGCCCGCUCCUUGCCGCCAUGGGUCCAGUCCGCCGACGAGGACGAGAUAGCCGAUGUCACCUCGCUGCUGCUGCCGCGGACGCCUACCUCGGUUCGCCCGGCCUCCCACAACUACAUGCCCACGCCCAAGUCCAAUGUGCCCGGCCGCAAAUUCGACCACGCCCGCGAAGGCGCGCCCGUGACCCUCACCGCACCCGUCGGCGAGAAUGCCUCCAAGUGGAAGCAGUUCGCCGCAGCCUCCAAUUACGACACGCACGACCGUCCCAUCUCCUCAAGGGGGCAGAUCGUCGACGAUGACUGGAUGGCUGCAAACCUGCCCGAUCUCGAGAAGCCCUGGGAGCCCAUCGACGAAGAGGACAAGGAGGAGAAGCUCAAGGGCUUCUGGAUGUUCAGUCCGGCGAAGAGGAGGCGCAAGAUGGGCAGAUUCCACCGCACAAUCAUGAACCACCCCAUGGUGCCGGCACUGGUCCGUGUCAUCGUGCUCACCUUCUCCAUCCUGGCUUUGUCGUUGGCUGGCGCCAUCUUCCACAAGUCGGAUUCGGCAGGCUGCGACAAUAACUCGUCGACCUGGAUGGCAAUUGUCGUCGAUGUCGUAGCCAUUGUCUACACUCUGUACAUCACGUACGAUGAGUACACAUCGAAACCCCUUGGUCUGCGUUCGCACAACGCGAAGAUGUCUCUUAUAUUCUUAGAUCUGGCAUUCAUCGUGUUCGAAUCUGCCAACCUUAGUCUGGCUUUCCAGGCGCUGACGGAUGAAAAGUGGGCGUGUAGGGACGCCUCAGAACCGCAGACGUCGUACUGCCCGUACACACGGUCGAUUUGUGUACGACAGAAGGCGUUGACUGCAACGCUACUCAUCGCUCUGCUGGCGUGGCUAGCCACCUUUAGUAUCAGCACCCUGAGGUGA